This is a messenger RNA of Temnothorax curvispinosus, 680 nucleotides long. RefSeq names its product leucine-rich repeat extensin-like protein 3. Lineage: Eukaryota; Metazoa; Arthropoda; Insecta; Hymenoptera; Formicidae. The annotation marks the transcript as partial. The transcript has 2 exons. The record is from RefSeq and is a predicted model, not a curated record.
CCAAAAGUGAGGAAGGUGUGGCGAACAAGCUGCCGCCACCGACCCCAUCGACGACGACAGCAACGGCGAAAAUGCCGCCUCCGCCAUCGACGACGACAGCAACGGCAAAAAUGCCGCCGCCGCCUCUGCCAUCGACGACGACAGCAACGGCGGCAAUGCCGCCGCCGCCUCCGCCAUCGACGACGACAGCAACGGCGGCAAUGCCGCCGCCGCCUCCGCCAUCGACGACGACAGCAAAUGCGGCAAUGCCGCCGCCGCCUCCGCCAUCGACACCGAUGCCACCGACGAUGACGCCACCGCCGCCGCCACCGCCGCCGCCACCGCCGCCGCCACCGACACCGUCGCUACCACAAAGCGAGGAGAGAAAGCGAGCAAGCGCAAUGCAUAAGAUCGCAAAUCAUGUAGUGCGUCGAGCGCUGCAGAAUCAGCGGAGAAACCUAGGGAAAAACAUGAAGUACGCCGGUGGAGUACACGCGCAGCCAGCGUAUACUCCACCGACGGCGUACACGCCGCCACAGCCAGCAUACACGCCGCUACAGCCAGCAUACGCGCCCCCAUACGCGCCGCCAUACGCGACGCCAUACGCGCCGCCGUACGCGCCGCCAUACGCGCCGCCAUACGCGCCCCCGUACGCGCCGCCAUACGCGCCGCCGUCGGCGUCAAGAUGGCCUUAUAUAUAA